Colletes gigas is the source of this 1618-nucleotide messenger RNA. Its product is annotated as HMG box-containing protein 4. The record is from RefSeq and is a predicted model, not a curated record. Lineage: Eukaryota; Metazoa; Arthropoda; Insecta; Hymenoptera; Colletidae. Bases 135 to 1472 code for a protein of 445 amino acids. The transcript has 5 exons.
UUUAAAAAUGUCAUACAAAUAAAAGGAACAAGUUUAGCCAGGAAACGAAAGAGUUUGUUUGUGGAAAAAAAGUGGCGAAAAUUUUACCAGAUGUGCUUGUUCUGGGAAGAAAGAAAGAAGUUCACUGUUCCGUGAUGCAAACCAAUAUUCGUAAGCCCGCGAAAUCGGAGAAGACGCCACGGCGCAAGAAGCUCAUCACGGAGCAACAGAGCGACGCUAUGGAUAUGUUCGUAACACCGAAACGUCAGAAAAGUGACGAUCUAGAGGUCACGGGUAUCUCCCGCAGUGGCCGUGUGAGAAAGAAAUCUUCCAAACUCGUUGACUUUGAGUCACCAGAUGAUUUUACGGAUAACAAAUAUAAACGCCAAAAAGCUCAGCAAUUACAAACUCAACAAUUGUUGGACAGAUAUGACACCCAACAUAUGUCACCCAGUCAGUCAAUACAACAUGGAAGCGGUGGACAGCAGAGGAAAAAUUCUAGUUCUAGUUCUGGACAACAAAGAAUCAAAACUGAGACAUUGUCGGAUAAUGAAGGACAGUCGUCAGGAUCAGAAUCCGAUGAUCCCACUGGGCUAAAUGAAGAUGAGCGAUAUAGUAUGGAUUCUGGGAGCGACGAUGAUGUAGAUCCUCUUAUGAUAGAUGAUAGAGAAGCAGGAUUUAGAAAACUUGAACCACCUGGCCAAGAAACACCUUCUCAAGCUAAUAGUUUAUAUAUGCUUGAGAAAUGUAAGAAAAAACUAAUUAUCAAAGAUGGCAAGAUAAUAGGUAGAAUGAAGGCACAACGAAAAGACAAAGGGAAAACAAGAUUUACUGCAUACAUGUUGUGGGCUAAAGAAAUUAGGCAGGAACUACUAGAACAAUGUCCUUAUAUGGAUUUUGCAGCAAUUUCUAAACGGUUAGGAGAACUGUGGGCUACAGUACCAAAUCUGGAAAAAUAUAACUGGCGUAGACGCGCGAAACGCUUGGCAGCAAAGCCUCAUUCUUUACCUCCAAGUAAAGAUGAGCCUGUUUGGAAAAUGCCGCCGCCCGCUUCGCGAAAAAAAUUCAUUAAUAAAAUUGGUAAUGGAAAAGAGCAAAAACCUGCCACGUCAAAAAAAACUAUUCAACUAGGUCUACCAUCCGUUGUAGGAAAUGUUCCGGUGUCGCCACCAUCAAAUCGGACCGGAAAAGAUUUGGUUAACGAACCAAUGAUAGGCACGGGUAUGUACAAAGUUGUCGGGACACAACCUAUUGAUGUAGCAGCCCAUCUAAAACUUCUUGGUGAAAGUUUAACAAUUAUUGGUGAACGGUUGAAAGAACAUGACGGGCAAAUUGCCGUUUCGGGCAGUCUGUCGGUUCUGCUGGACUCUUUACUUUGUGCUCUGGGUCCCUUAAUCUGCCUAACACAACAGGUGCCAGAAACUAAUGGAGCUAAACAUGAAACACUUUCGCAAAUGCUCGACAAUAUUGCAUAUCUUAUGCCAGGUUUGUAAUAUAUGUACAAAAUAUUGACAAAGUACUCUGUAAGGAAUACUGUAUAUAUACCUAUUGAAUGGACACUGAUAUAGCCAUUAAGUUAUCAAACUGAUAAGUAAUAAAAAUGAAACAAACGCCUUUCUUUGUUAAAGAGGAAGAAUUC